This is a messenger RNA of Pyrus x bretschneideri (Chinese white pear), 966 nucleotides long. RefSeq lists its product as uncharacterized. NCBI's taxonomy places the organism in Eukaryota, Viridiplantae, Streptophyta, Magnoliopsida, Rosales, Rosaceae. The record is from RefSeq and is a predicted model, not a curated record. The transcript has 3 exons. Bases 217 to 507 code for a protein of 96 amino acids.
AGCCCAUUGGGGUUUAUUCGGAUUCACCAGUCCACCAUUUUUCUCGCCCAUUUUUGCACUUUCCUAGCCACCAAACACAUCAAAAAUCUCCAGUCACCUGAUCGAAAUCUGUUUAGUGUUUCGUCGGCAAGAUUUAAUUUUCGAGUGUUUUUUUGGUUGGCGUACGACGUUCAAAUUCAAGGUUGUGCAAGCUCUAAAGUGAGCUAGUUUACAGUCAUGGCCUCCGAAGAGCCAAGGGACCCGUUCAAAGGGGUGGAUUGGAAAGCUGUUGGCAAUGACAUGCAGAAGGACCCCGGUGUUAAACCGGGGAUUAAGAAGCGGCUUCCCAGGAAGAUUAGGCAGAUUCCGGAUUGCUAUUUUCUUCCUCGAAGAUCCCUACCCUAUAACAUUGCAUUUUUUGGAGCGUGCAUUGCUGGUGGAAUUGGUGCUGGCAUGCUGUUGGAGGUCUGGAUAAACAAGAAAGUUAGAGAGGAUGGAGGCGUUGUAUGGGAGUUCGACAAAAAAUAGCCUUAGAUGGAUGGAAUUGUGAAUGUGACGGCAUUAAAAAUGCCCCACCUUCUUUCUGUGCCUCUUCUCUCUUUCGGAGUUUGCUUAACGAGUCGUAGGCUGUAAAGACAUCGGAAUUCGGUUUCUACACUGAUCGGCUGACGUUUGCUUGACAUUUUUGUGUCAUGCUAAUGAGCAUACGAUGUUGUUCUCACAUCUUCUUACGGUUUGUUUUACACAAUGUUCUGCAUACAAUGAUUCAGAUUUAUAUAACGUUGAAUGAACCGAGGGGCAAUAUACUUGGGCCUGAAAUGGGCCGAGUCUUAGGUUUGUUUGAUGCUGUACACCCCCAAGCACUAGGCGGAAAGCCGUGUGUGAGUUUGUGCCAUGUUUUGGGCUAUGAUUCUGUAAGCAUUCGCUCGUGUACUAGUUGAUUUAGCAACACAAUCUCAAUUUGAUUAAGCGAUUCUGAGUUCAAAA